Molecule: messenger RNA, 357 nt
Organism: Trypanosoma conorhini
Lineage: Eukaryota; Euglenozoa; Kinetoplastea; Trypanosomatida; Trypanosomatidae
Exons: 1
Coding region: 1-357 (118 amino acids)
Source: RefSeq, a predicted model, not a curated record
AUGUCGCACGUCACGGCGGACUUGGAGUACUUCAAGUGCGACAUGUGCGGCGUGUACCUGCAUAAAGACAUCUUCUGCGACCACCGGCGCGAGUGUAAAGGUCUCGACUCGACGGAGCUGAAGAAGAGCGAGUGCCGCCAGAUCGAGAUGGAAUUGGACCAGGAGACGCGGCGCCGGCUUGCGUCGCGGGCGGUGGAUGGGGCAACUCUCGUGCCCGUCGAGCUCGCGGAGCGACAGCAGCAGGCACGCGUGCGGCGGACUGUGGCGGACUCGUACCAGGCGGAGGUAGACAAGGCGCUGCAGCAGCAGCUCGCCCCGGACAAGAUGGAGUCGCUUGCCGCCUUUCUGCGGGAAUGA